AUGAUACAGUCAGACAAAGGAGGAGAUCCUCCAGACAGGGACAGGAAGCUCUCUACUGCAACCCAGCCACGGAAUGGCCUCUCCCAAAUCCUGAGGCAUGUGCUGCAGGAGCUGAGCCUGUUCUACAGCCGAGAUGUGAACGGAGUGUGCCUUCUGUAUGAUCUCCUGCAUUCCCCGUGGCUGCGGGCCCUGCUAAAGGUUUAUGACUGCCUCCAAGAAUUUAAAGAAAAGAAACUAGUUCCCGCCACACCCCAUGCACAGAAGUUAUCCUGUGAGGUAAUGGAGCUGUUACGAGAUAUCCCUAAUUCUCCUGAGGUCCAGGAGCUGAGAAAGCUCCUCCAGGCUCCACACUAUAAGGCCUUGCUCAGUGCCCAUGACACGGUAGCUCAGAAAGAUUUUGAGCCCCUUCUUCCCCCACUGCCUGACAAUAUCCCUGAGAGCGAGGAAGCCAUGAGGAUUGUUUGCUUGGUAAAAAACCAGCAGCCCCUGGGAGCUACAAUCAAGCGCCACGAGAUGACAGGAGACAUCCUGGUGGCCAGGGUCAUCCAUGGCGGGCUGGUGGAGAGGAGUGGGUUGUUAUAUGCCGGAGACAAACUGGUGGAAGUGAACGGAGUCUCAGUUGAGGGACUGGACCCGGAGCAAGUGAUCCAUAUUCUGGCCAUGUCUCGCAGCACAAUCAUGUUCAAGGUGGUUCCGGUUUCUGAUCCUCCUGUGAAUAGUCAGAAGAUGAUUUACGUUCGUGCCAUGACCGAUUACUGGCCACAGGAGGAUCCUUCCAUCCCCUGCAUGGAUGCUGGAUUGCCUUUCCAGAAGGGAGACAUCCUUCAAAUUGUGGACCAGAAUGACGCCCUCUGGUGGCAGGCCCGGAGAAUCUCAGACCUUUCUACCUGUGCUGGGCUAAUCCCUUCUAACCACCUUCUGAAGAGGAAGCAACGGGAAUUCUGGUGGUCUCAGCCGUACCAGCCUCACACCUGUCUCAAAUCAACCGCAUUGAUUUCUAUGGAAGAAGAAGAUGACAUGAGGAUUGAUGAGAAAUGUGUGGAAGCAGAUGAAGAAACAUUUGAAUCUGAGGAACUUUCAGAAGACAAGGAGGAAUUUAUUGGCUCUGGUCAAAAGUUCUUUAUUGCUGGUUUCCGCCGCAGCAUGCGCCUUUGUCGAAGGAAGUCCCACCUCAGCCAGCUGCAUGCCACUGCAUGCUGCGCUGGCAGCUGCUACAAUGCAGUGGGUGCCCCUUAUGAGGAGGUGGUGAGGUACCAGCGACGCCCAACAGACAAGCACCGCCUCAUAGUGCUUGUGGGACCUUCUGGCGUUGGAGUCACUGAGCUGAGAAGACAACUUAUUGAAUUUAAUCCCAACCAUUUUCAGAGUGCUGUGCCACAUACUACUCGAUCCCCAAAGAGUUAUGAGAUGAAUGGGCGUGAAUAUCACUAUGUGUUGAAAGAAACAUUUGAAAACCUCAUGUAUAGUCACAGGAUGCUGGAGUAUGGUGAGUACAAAGGCCACCUGUAUGGCACUAGUGUGGACGCUGUUAAUGCUGUCCUUGAUGAAGGAAAGGUCUGUGUCAUGGACUUAGAGCCUCAGGAUAUUCAAGCGGCUCGAACCCAUGAACUGAAGCCCUAUGUUAUAUUUAUAAAGCCAUCUAGCCUGAGUUGCAUGAAACAAUCUCGGAAAAAUGCCAAGAUUAUCACUGACUACUUUGUGGACAUGAAGUUCAAGGAUGAAGACCUACAAGAGAUGGAGGAUUUAGCCAAAAAAAUAGAGAUUCAGUUUGGCCAGUUUUUUGAUCAUGUGAUUGUGAAUGACAACUUGCAAGAUGCAUGUGCCCAAUUGUUGUCUGCAGUACAGAAGGCUCAGGAAGAGCCUCAGUGGGUACCAGCAACAUGGAUUUCCACUGAUGCUGAGUCUUAA
This is a messenger RNA of Marmota flaviventris (yellow-bellied marmot), 1908 nucleotides long. It is a transcript of the gene Mpp4, whose product is annotated as MAGUK p55 scaffold protein 4. The record is from RefSeq and is a predicted model, not a curated record. Gene Ontology annotation, molecular function: protein binding. Lineage: Eukaryota; Metazoa; Chordata; Mammalia; Rodentia; Sciuridae.